AUGUUUUAGUACGAUUCUAAUAUGGGGAACAAGCAUGCAAGUUCUGGCCUAGCAGACGGUCGAAACAAUGAGGAUAGCAACCAAUAUGGAUAUAUUUACAUAGUAAUGGAUAGGUACUAUGCCAUUGCUGGUCAACAGUUUACAGGAGCUGUGUAUUUGUGAUUGAGAGAAAGAUACCCAGCAGCCAAGGUUGAUAUUGAGAUCAAUGGGCUUGAGAAAUUAUCAUGGAUAGCAAAUGAAGGGACAGAGUCGAAGGUGAAAUUGUCUAAUAGAAAUGAAAUCAUUUCACAAAUAAUUACAAUUUAUAAUUUUCAUAAUCAUACAGCUGAAGCUGGGCAAUACACUUUCCCAUUCAGCAUUGAAAUUCCUGAUGAUUGCUGAUCUAGCUUUUCUUUUUAUGGAAAGAAGCAAUCUAAGGCAAGAGUUGUAUAUACAAUAGAAGCUGCUUUGAAACCAGAGGAUGGAUCUAGACUUAAAAAUAUAUCAUACAAAUCUGUCUUAGCAGUGAAAGAGCCAGUCCCAGAAGUCCUGAGCAACUUUUCUAAAAAUGAGGAAGCACUUGUAAACAGCUGGUUUGGAUUGAAGAAGCAUGGAUCAGUUGGAAUAAACUUAGAUUUUGAUAAAGAUUGCUAUGCUAGCAACGAAAUAAUUACUGUGAGAUGUGCUAUCGAUAAUUCUCAAUGUGCGACUCCAAUUAAAUCUAUUGAACUUUUGAUGAACCAAAACAUCAAUCUCAAGUCUUCAAUCGGAAUAACGCACAAAAAGACUUACGAAAAGUACAAGAAAAAGUUUGAAGCUCCUUUUGAAGAUUUUAUCGAGGGUUCUGGAACAGAACUCCAAAUCAAUCUUAAUCAAGUUUCUGGAAUUAUCGAUCCAGAGAAAAUUUAUCAAUGGUUCAAAGAUAAUAGUAAAGAAAGAGCUCUGACGCAACAACUUCAGCCUACCGUGACUAGCAAAUAUGCUCAAAUUAACUACUCCGUGUGUCUAAAGGUAUCCUUUGGAAUAAAGUCUCGAAAAUUCACAAAAUGUGAGGUCCCAAUUACUAUACAAGUUCCUGAACCUGUUCGAUUCCAUGAAAUCGAGGCUCCAGAAGGGUGGAAUCCUAUUUCUUUGGCAGAUAGCCAAUCUUCUAGCUCAUUUAUAAGUUCUUCUACUGACUAUGAGCAAGCUCCAUUUCCUCUACCUGGAAUCUACUCUUCAAUUUGACAAGAAGAGCCAUGUCCUGUGCGCACAAGUCAACUGCAACAGGAUCAUGAGCAGGAAGUUGAUCUUUCUGAAUAUGUAAUUAUUUAACCAAAAAGAAUAAGUAUUUCAUAAUC
Moneuplotes crassus is the source of this 1319-nucleotide messenger RNA. NCBI's taxonomy places the organism in Eukaryota, Ciliophora, Spirotrichea, Euplotida, Euplotidae. The record is from the annotation of a GenBank genome assembly.